AUGGCCUCUAACGAUAAUUUUGCACAAGAUGUUACUGAAAACCAAGUGAAUGGAAAUGGAGAAAACGGUGGAGGUGAUGGUCAAGAACAUAACAGCGCCGACGCCCCAGGACGCGAUGACGACAGAAAACUUUUUGUGGGAGGGCUCAGCUGGGAAACGACAGACAAGGAAUUGCGUGAACACUUCAGUGCAUAUGGAGAAAUUGAAAGUAUCAAUGUCAAGACAGAUCCUAACACGGGAAGAUCACGAGGGUUCGCCUUCAUUGUAUUCAAAGCCCCCGACUCCAUUGACAAGGUGAUGGCUGCCGGAGACCACACAAUUAACAAUAAGAAAGUAGACCCUAAAAAAGCGAAGGCUAGACAUGGGAAGAUAUUUGUUGGAGGUCUUAGUAGUGAAAUCUCUGACGAUGAAAUCAAAAAUUUCUUCAGCAACUUUGGAAAUAUUAUCGAAGUCGAAAUGCCUUUCGAUAAAACGAAGAACCAGCGGAAAGGUUUCUGUUUCAUAACAUUUGAAUCUGAGCAGGUGGUCAAUGAACUCCUCAAGACACCUAAGCAGACCAUCGCUGGCAAAGAGGUUGAUGUCAAGAGAGCGACUCCCAAGCCCGACGGCCCUGGAGGCAUGGGCGGGCGAGGAGGACGCGGCGGGCGGGGGGCGCGCGGGGGACGCGGCGGCCGCGGCGGGUACGGCGGACAGGGCGCCUGGGGCAACCAGGGCUACGGCGGGUACGGCUACGGUCAGGGAGGAUACGGCGGCGGGUACGACGGCUACGGCGGCUACGGCGGAUACGGAUACGACGGCUACGGCGGAUACGGCGGAUACGAUUACUCCGGAUACCCCAAUUACGGUAAACGCGGCAAGCAGCACUAUCCGUCCCCAUCCAUCCAUCCACCCACACCCACACCCACACCCACACCCAAACCCAUCCACCCUCCAUUCAUCCAAUCAUUCAUUCGUUCAUAUAACCUACCACCACGCCACACAACUAACACUACAGCGAUUUGUGUUACUGACACACGUCUCCCAGUCAAUAUAAUAUCUAGAGUCCUGACACAACAGACACCAGCUUAG
This is a messenger RNA of Danaus chrysippus (African queen), 1068 nucleotides long. The record is from the annotation of a GenBank genome assembly. NCBI's taxonomy places the organism in Eukaryota, Metazoa, Arthropoda, Insecta, Lepidoptera, Nymphalidae.